Ahaetulla prasina is the source of this 1001-nucleotide messenger RNA. It is a transcript of the gene MAD2L2, whose product is annotated as mitotic arrest deficient 2 like 2. The transcript is spliced from 8 exons. The record is from RefSeq and is a predicted model, not a curated record. Gene Ontology annotation, cellular component: zeta DNA polymerase complex. NCBI's taxonomy places the organism in Eukaryota, Metazoa, Chordata, Lepidosauria, Squamata, Colubridae. Bases 208 to 843 code for a protein of 211 amino acids.
GCCGAGCCGGUUCUGGGUGCAGGAGCUCCGCUUCCUCCGAUCCGCGCUCGGCAGCCUCCGCACAGCUGGCCCGGGGAAUGGGGGGGGGGAGAAGGAGGAAUCCAGCGGUUUAAUCCCCUGGGGAAGGGGCUGCACUAGCCCACCUCUCUCUUUUUCCCCCCCCCUCUAUACUAAAAAUGCUUUUGUGUUUUUCUUGGCAGGAAAGAGAUGACCACCCUAACGCGCCAGGACCUCAACUUUGGACAAGUGGUCGCUGAUGUCCUUUCUGAAUUUUUAGAAGUAGCCAUUCACCUUAUCCUUUAUGUCCGAGAGGUUUACCCUACUGGGAUUUUUCAGAAGAGGAAAAAAUAUAAUGUGCCUGUUCAGAUGUCCUGCCAUCCCGAACUCAAUCAAUAUAUUCAGGAUACCCUCCACUGCAUCAAACCUCUGCUAGAGAAGAACGACGUGGAAAAAGUGGUAGUGGUGAUCCUCGAUAAAGAGCACCAUUCGGUAGAAAGAUUCGUCUUUGAGAUCAUGCAGCCGCCAUUGCUGGCCAUCAGCUCCGAUUCCCUCCUCACCCACGUGGAGCAGCUUCUGCGGGCUUUUAUUCUGAAGAUCAGCGUCUGCGAUGCUGUGCUGGACAACAAUCCUCCAGGCUGUACCUUCACCAUCCUGGUUCACACCCGUGAAGCUGCCACGCGCAACAUGGAGAAAAUUCAAGUGAUCAAGGACUUCCCCUGGAUAUUGGCCGACGAGCAGGACGUCCACAUGCACGACCCACGGCUGAUCCCCCUGAAGACCAUGACCUCGGACCUCUUGAAGAUGCAGCUGUAUGUCGAGGAGCGAGCGCAGAAAGGCACUUGAACCCGGCCCUUCCCAACCAUUUUGGAAGCUGCGACGCACGACCAAGCUGCACCCCGUCUCCAGCGACCGCAUCGGUGCUCGGAUGGUUGACACGUGUGUCCCGAGUCCCUUCCUGCCUACCCGGGUGAUUUAUGUUUUUAAAAGUGCUCUUAAAUCCC